Molecule: messenger RNA, 1181 nt
Organism: Drosophila teissieri
Lineage: Eukaryota; Metazoa; Arthropoda; Insecta; Diptera; Drosophilidae
Product: probable palmitoyltransferase ZDHHC24
Exons: 2
Coding region: 70-912 (280 amino acids)
Molecular function (GO): palmitoyltransferase activity
Source: RefSeq, a predicted model, not a curated record
CAAGUUAGUUCUCUUGCCGACAUUUCGGAGAUCGGUGCCUAUUUGUUUACGUUCAGUCACACACAGAUCAUGAGAAUCCGGAGCAACCCACUCCCCCGCCGGCUGGUGGACAUCACUUGCUUCCUCGUCAUUGGGAUCUUUCUGCCGGUGGUGUUCAUGUUCGAGAUUGUGGUGGUGCUGCCCGCCUUCCAUGAACCGGGUGGCUUCUUCCACACCUUCACCUUCCUUAUGGCCAUGUUCCUGGUGUUUAAUAUCAAGGGAAACAUGAUUGCCUGCAUGAUGAUUGACACCAGUGCAGAUGGUGGGUUGAGAAAGGUGGACCCACCGGCGGAUCAGGCGAACUGGCGGGAGUGCGGCGAGUGCGAGAAGCUAGCUCCACCCAGAUCCUGGCACUGCAAGAUCUGCAAGGUGUGCAUUCUGAAGCGGGAUCACCACUGCGUCUACACCGGCUGCUGCAUUGGACUCCGAAACCAUCGCUUCUUCAUGGGCUUCAUAUUCUAUCUAUUUGUGGGAUCCGUUUACGCACUGGUUUACAACUCCAUAUACAUGUGGGUCAUCCACGGCCACAUCUACAACAACUGGCUGACGGUGUUAAAACUCAGCUGCCCCAUGCUACUCCUGGUAACGGGCAGUUUUUGGAGCAACAUGUACCUGGUCUUCUAUAGCUUAAAUAUUUUGGCUCUGGCCUAUGGAGUCAUCCUGCUGGGCUACCAUGUGCCAAUUGUUUUAAGAGGCGGUGUUUCCGCCGAUCGCACCAAGGAGAGCAAAGAAAAAUACGACCGGGGAGUGUAUCAAAAUCUGAGGAGCGUUUUUGGAAACCGCAUGCACUUAGCGUGGCUGUCCCCACUGAUUCGCAGCGAUCUGCCGGAUGACGGAUACCACUGGAGUGUCUCUACGAACAAACAAGACUGAUUAGGAUCUAGGAUAUAUAUCUGCAGUGCGGCUCCUACCUGGGAAUCCCGUAAAUGACCACUGUGACUUUGGCAACCUUUGGUGGGAUAUUCGUUAAUCUUAGGGUGGUGAAGUUGUAACCAAUUCCGCCGGACACAACGGAUGCCUGGCCAUUCCAUUCCAUUUCACUUUCAUCGAUGACUAAUAUCAUGUUAAUAUGAAAGCCCAUGCUACCCUGUACAGAAAUACUUAGAUCUUCCACUUUAUUUAAAAAACUUAUAUUUUAUGAA